Molecule: messenger RNA, 5207 nt
Organism: Jaculus jaculus (lesser Egyptian jerboa)
Lineage: Eukaryota; Metazoa; Chordata; Mammalia; Rodentia; Dipodidae
Gene: Neo1
Product: neogenin 1
Exons: 29
Coding region: 16-4476 (1486 amino acids)
Biological process (GO): cell-cell adhesion
Cellular component (GO): membrane
Molecular function (GO): protein binding
Source: RefSeq, a predicted model, not a curated record
ACUCUCCGGGAAGAGAUGGCGGCGGAGCGGGGCGCCCGGCGAUUCCUCUGCACCUCCUCCUCCUGCUCCAGCCUGCUGCUGCUGCUGCUGCUGCUGUUGCCGCUGCUGCUCGGGCGCCCGAGCUCCGCCGCCCGCAGCGGCUCCCCGCCGCAGUCCGCAGGAGCCAGUGUUCGAACCUUCACUCCAUUUUAUUUUCUGGUGGAGCCCGUGGAUACACUCUCAACUCGAGGCUCUUCCGUGACAUUGAACUGUUCAGCAUAUUCUGAGCCUUCUCCGAAAAUUGAAUGGAAAAAAGAUGGGACUUUUUUAAACCUAGCGUCGGAUGAUCGACGCCAGCUUCUCCCGGAUGGGUCUUUGUUUAUCAGCAGUGUGGUACAUUCCAAACACAAUAAGCCUGAUGAAGGCCACUAUCAGUGUGUGGCCACUGUUGAUAGUCUUGGAACGAUUGUCAGCAGAACAGCCAAGCUCACGGUAGCAGGUCUUCCAAGAUUUACCAGCCAACCAGAACCUUCCUCAGUUUAUGUUGGGAGCAGUGCCAUUUUGAAUUGUGAAGUCAAUGCAGAUUUGGUCCCAUUUGUGCGGUGGGAACAGAACAGACAGCCUCUUCUUCUGGAUGACAGAGUUGUCAAACUUCCGGGUGGAACGCUGGUUCUCAGCAACGUGACUGAAGGAGAUGGGGGACUCUACCGCUGCAUGGUGGAAAGUGGUGGGCCCCCCAAGUACAGCGAGGAAGCCGAGUUGAAAGUUCUCCCAGAUGCUGAGGAAACGCCAAACUUGGUAUUUUUGAUGCGACCUUCUUCCACUGUCCGAGUUGUUGGUCAGAGCGCAGUGUUGCCAUGUGUCGCCUCAGGACUCCCUAUGCCAGCCAUUAAAUGGAUGAAAAACCAGGAAACACUUGACAUAGAAAGCUCUGAAAGGCUGGUGGUGUUGGCGGGUGGGAGCCUGGAGAUCAGUGGUGUCACUGAGGAGGACGCAGGGGCUUACCUCUGCAUAGCUGACAAUGGAAACGAGACGAUUGAAGCUCAAGCAGAACUUGUGGUACAAGUCCAACCUGAAUUUCUGAAACAACCUGCUAAUAUAUAUGCUCACGAAUCUAUGGAUAUUAUAUUUGAAUGUGAAGUGACUGGAAAACCAACUCCAACUGUGAAAUGGAUCAAGAAUGGAGAUAUGGUUAUCCCGAGUGAUUACUUUAAAAUUGUAAAGGAACAUAAUCUUCAAGUUUUGGGUCUGGUGAAGUCAGAUGAAGGGUUCUACCAAUGCAUUGCCGAGAAUGAUGUUGGAAAUACACAGGCUGGAGCCCAGCUGAUAAUUCUUGACCAUGAUGUUGCCAUCCCAACACUACUUCCCACCUCACUGACCAGUGCCACUACUGACCGUCUAGCCCCAGCUGCGACGGGACCACUGCCAUCCGCUCCUCGGGACGUCGUGGCCUCUCUGGUCUCUACCCGCUUCAUCAAACUGACGUGGCGGACGCCGGCAUCAGAUCCUCAUGGGGACAAUCUCACCUACUCUGUGUUCUACACCAAGGAGGGAACAGCUAGGGAGCGUGUUGAGAAUACCAGUCGCCCAGGAGAGAUGCAGGUGACCAUUCAAAACUUAAUGCCAGCAACUGUGUACAUCUUCAAAGUUAUGGCUCAAAAUAAGCAUGGCUCUGGAGAGAGCUCGGCUCCACUGCGAGUGGAAACACAGCCCGAGGUUCAGCUCCCUGGCCCAGCACCUAACAUUCGAGCUUAUGCAACAUCACCCACUUCUAUCACUAUUACAUGGGAGACACCGUUAUCUGGCAACGGGGAAAUUCAGAAUUACAAAUUGUACUACAUGGAAAAAGGGACUGAUAAAGAACAGGAUGUUGAUGUUUCAAGUCACUCCUACACUAUCAACGGACUGAAAAAGUAUACUGAGUAUAGUUUCAGAGUGGUGGCCUACAAUAAACAUGGUCCCGGAGUCUCCACUCAAGAUGUUGCUGUUCGAACAUUAUCAGAUGUUCCCAGUGCUGCACCUCAGAACCUAUCGUUAGAAGUGAGAAAUUCGAAGAGCAUAAUGAUUCACUGGCAGCCACCAUCUCCAGCCACACAAAAUGGGCAGAUUACUGGCUACAAGAUUCGUUACCGAAAGGCCUCCCGAAAGAGUGAUGUCACUGAGACCUUGGUAACUGGGACACAGUUGUCUCAGCUGAUUGAAGGUCUUGAUCGGGGUACAGAAUAUAACUUCCGGGUGGCCGCUCUCACAGUCAAUGGUACAGGCCCAGCAACUGACUGGCUGGCUGCUGAAACCUUUGAAAGCGACUUAGAUGAAACUCGUGUUCCUGACGUGCCCAGUUCUCUUCAUGUCCGACCACUUGUCACCAGCAUUGUCGUGAGCUGGACUCCUCCAGAGAAUCAGAACACUGUGGUCCGGGGUUAUGCCAUUGGCUAUGGCAUCGGCAGCCCUCAUGCCCAGACUAUCAAGGUGGACUAUAAGCAGCGGUAUUACACCAUCGAAAAUCUGGAUCCGAGCUCUCAUUAUGUGAUCACCCUGAAAGCGUUCAACAACGUUGGUGAGGGGAUCCCCCUGUACGAGAGCGCCGUGACCAGACCUCACACAGACACUUCUGAAGUUGAUUUAUUUGUUAUUAAUGCUCCAUACACUCCAGUGCCAGAUCCCACUCCCAUGAUGCCACCAGUGGGAGUUCAGGCUUCCAUUCUGAGUCAUGACACCAUCAGGAUCACAUGGGCAGACAACUCGCUGCCCAAGCACCAGAAGAUUACCGACUCCCGGUACUACACGGUUCGCUGGAAGACCAACAUCCCAGCAAACACCAAGUACAAGAACGCAAAUGCAACAACUCUAAGUUACUUGGUAACUGGUUUAAAACCAAAUACACUGUAUGAAUUCUCUGUGAUGGUGACCAAAGGUCGAAGAUCCAGCACAUGGAGUAUGACAGCUCACGGGACAACCUUUGAGUUAGUUCCUACUUCUCCACCUAAAGAUGUGACAGUUGUAAGCAAAGAAGGAAAACCCAGGACCAUAAUUGUGAACUGGCAGCCUCCCUCGGAGGCCAACGGCAAGAUUACAGGUUACAUCAUAUAUUACAGCACAGAUGUGAAUGCAGAGAUACACGACUGGGUUAUCGAGCCCGUUGUGGGAAACCGACUGACACACCAGAUUCAGGAGUUAACACUUGACACGCCGUACUACUUCAAAAUCCAGGCCCGGAACUCAAAGGGCAUGGGGCCCAUGUCUGAAGCUGUCCAGUUCAGAACCCCUAAAGCGGACUCCUCUGAUAAAAUGCCUAAUGAUCAAGCCUCAGGAUCUGCUGGAAAAGGAAGCCGGCUGCCAGACCUGGGAUCUGACUACAAGCCUCCAAUGAGUGGCAGCAACAGCCCUCACGGGAGCCCCACCUCGCCGCUGGACAGCAGUGUGCUGCUGGUCAUCAUCGUCUCCGCCGGCGUGGUCACCGUCGUGGUGGUCGUGGUCAUCGCGGUCUUCUGUACUCGGCGCACCACUUCCCACCAGAAAAAGAAACGAGCUGCCUGCAAGUCAGUGAAUGGCUCCCACAAGUACAAAGGCAACUCCAAAGAUGUGAAGCCCCCGGAUCUCUGGAUCCAUCAUGAGAGGCUGGAGCUGAAACCUAUUGAUAAGUCUCCAGAUCCAAACCCCAUCAUGACGGAUACUCCAAUCCCUCGCAACUCUCAAGACAUCACGCCAGUUGACAAUUCCAUGGACAGCAAUAUCCAUCAAAGGCGGAAUUCAUACAGAGGGCACGAGUCAGAGGACAGCAUGUCUACACUGGCUGGCAGGCGGGGAAUGAGACCAAAGAUGAUGAUGCCUUUUGACUCUCAGCCACCUCAGCCUGUGAUUAGUGCCCAUCCCAUCCAUUCCCUCGAUAACCCUCACCAUCAUUUCCACUCCAGCAGCCUCGCUUCUCCAGCCCGCAGUCAUCUCUACCACCCGGGCAGCCCAUGGCCCAUGGGCACAUCCAUGUCCCUUUCAGACAGGGCCAAUUCCACAGAAUCUGUUCGGAACACCCCCAGCACUGACACCAUGCCAGCCUCCUCGUCUCAGACAUGCUGCACCGAUCACCAGGACCCCGAAGGUGCUACCAGCUCCUCUUACUUAGCCAGCUCCCAAGAGGAGGACUCAGGCCAGAGCCUUCCCACUGCCCACGUUCGCCCUUCCCACCCGCUGAAGAGCUUCGCGGUGCCAGCAAUCCCGCCCCCGGGACCGCCCAUCUAUGACCCUGCAUUGCCAAGCACACCAUUGCUGUCCCAGCAAGCUCUAAACCAUCACCUUCACUCGGUGAAGACAGCCUCGAUUGGGACUUUAGGAAGGAGCCGGCCUCCCAUGCCAGUGGUUGUUCCCAGUGCCCCUGAAGUACAGGAGACCACGAGGAUGCUGGAAGACUCCGAGAGUAGUUACGAGCCAGAUGAGCUAACCAAAGAGAUGGCCCACCUGGAAGGACUAAUGAAAGACCUAAAUGCCAUCACAACAGCAUGACGACCUUCACCUGGACAUGACUCCAAGCCCGGGCCUGGAAGUCUUGGAACUUAGCCUUGAAAACAAGGAAUUGUACAGAGGACGAGAGGACAGCACUUGAGAGCACAGAGUGAGCCGGCCAAGCAGCCGGGGCCUGCGCGCGGGGCUGGCUCCAGGCGCAGCCACCUACCUUCUGGUCAGCCUGGGUAAUGCCCGUGUCAGGGCAGCUUCCCUCAGCCUGCUGCCCACUGCAGGACUGGGCACCAUGGGCCAAAAUGGUGUGUCCAGGGAAGAAGCAAGAAGUGCAACCUGCCUUUCACGUUGUGGUCGGCAGCCGUGUCUUCGCGCUGCAGCUGCGUCGCGCUGAUGGAGUGCAGACAGUGGCAUUUGCGUAUGAUUUUGUGUCCCGUUUCCUUCACCUUCCCAGAAACACUAUCAACAGCCAAGGAGGUCCGUGAUGUCCUCCACAAGCGGUCCGCCCUCGGCUGCUUGUUCCAGUCACUUAAGGACAGUCGUCAACAGUGGGGGCUGUUCCAGGGGUUGGCUUGUUUUGGUUUUGUUUGUUUUUGUUUUUGUUGUUUUUUUAAUUCUGAGACAUCACAUCCUCUGCCAGCUGUUAAUCCAUCACUCUGAGGGGGAGGAAAUGUUGCAUUGCUGUUUGUAAGCUUUUUUUAUUAUUUUUUUAUUAUAAUUAUUAAAGGCCUGACUUUCUCCUCUCAUCACUGUGAGAUUACAGAUCUAUUUGAAUGAGA